Phycomyces blakesleeanus NRRL 1555(-) is the source of this 315-nucleotide messenger RNA. RefSeq lists its product as hypothetical. NCBI's taxonomy places the organism in Eukaryota, Fungi, Mucoromycota, Mucoromycetes, Mucorales, Phycomycetaceae. The record is from RefSeq and is a predicted model, not a curated record. The transcript is spliced from 3 exons. Bases 1 to 315 code for a protein of 104 amino acids.
AUGACAGCUACUUACCAUCAACCACUUCAUACCAUCUUACCCGAUCAACAUGGCAUUGAAUGCAUCGUAAAGGUUAUAGAUAUUCUGGUUACUAUCGAGAAAUUACAUGAGUCAUCCAACACUCUCAUUCAAGUAUCCGAAUAUAUUGUUGAAUGGGAACCAGAAGACGUUAUUCAUCUUAAAGAUGCCUAUACGCAGGUCAUUCAAGGUUCUUUGAGACUUGUUGGAACAGCAACACUGAGCAGCACAAAAGCUCCUUCUUUUAUUCCCGUGGAGAACAACUUUUCACUUGUCAACUUUGUCAGAUCAGUUUAA